Messenger RNA from Aedes albopictus (Asian tiger mosquito), 1335 nucleotides. RefSeq lists its product as uncharacterized. The record is from RefSeq and is a predicted model, not a curated record. The annotation marks the transcript as partial. Lineage: Eukaryota; Metazoa; Arthropoda; Insecta; Diptera; Culicidae. The transcript is spliced from 2 exons.
UCAUCAUCAUCAUCAUCAUCAUCAUCAUCAUCAUCAUCAUCAUCAUCAUCAUCAUCAUCAUCAUCAUCAUCAUCAUCAUCAUCAUCAUCAUCAUCAUCAUCAUCAUCAUCAUCAUCAUCAUCAUCAUCAUCAUCAUCAUCAUCAUCAUCAUCAUCAUCAUCAUCAUCAUCAUCAUCAUCAUCAUCAUCAUCAUCAUCAUCAUCAUCAUCAUCAUCAUCAUCAUCAUCAUCAUCAUCAUCAUCAUCAUCAUCAUCAUCAUCAUCAUCAUCAUCAUCAUCAUCAUCAUCAUCAUCAUCAUCAUCAUCAUCAUCAUCAUCAUCAUCAUCAUCAUCAUCAUCAUCAUCAUCAUCAUCAUCAUCAUCAUCAUCAUCAUCAUCAUCAUCAUCAUCAUCAUCAUCAUCAUCAUCAUCAUCAUCAUCAUCAUCAUCAUCAUCAUCAUCAUCAUCAUCAUCAUCAUCAUCAUCAUCAUCAUCAUCAUCAUCAUCAUCAUCAUCAUCAUCAUCAUCAUCAUCAUCAUCAUCAUCAUCAUCAUCAUCAUCAUCAUCAUCAUCAUCAUCAUCAUCAUCAUCAUCAUCAUCAUCAUCAUCAUCAUCAUCAUCAUCAUCAUCAUCAUCAUCAUCAUCAUCAUCAUCAUCAUCAUCAUCAUCAUCAUCAUCAUCAUCAUCAUCAUCAUCAUCAUCAUCAUCAUCAUCAUCAUCAUCAUCAUCAUCAUCAUCAUCAUCAUCAUCAUCAUCAUCAUCAUCAUCAUCAUCAUCAUCAUCAUCAUCAUCAUCAUCAUCAUCAUCAUCAUCAUCAUCAUCAUCAUCAUCAUCAUCAUCAUCAUCAUCAUCAUCAUCAUCAUCAUCAUCAUCAUCAUCAUCAUCAUCAUCAUCAUCAUCAUCAUCAUCAUCAUCAUCAUCAUCAUCAUCAUCAUCAUCAUCAUCAUCAUCAUCAUCAUCAUCAUCAUCAUCAUCAUCAUCAUCAUCAUCAUCAUCAUCAUCAUCAUCAUCAUCAUCAUCAUCAUCAUCAUCAUCAUCAUCAUCAUCAUCAUCAUCAUCAUCAUCAUCAUCAUCAUCAUCAUCAUCAUCAUCAUCAUCAUCAUCAUCAUCAUCAUCAUCAUCAUCAUCAUCAUCAUCAUCAUCAUCAUCAUCAUCAUCAUCAUCAUCACCCAUUCCGCCCACACCCGGGCGAAAGCUUUUGUCAAACGACUCAACUUACGUUGUUCCGUGUCGGUUGUCGUCGGUCGGCGUUCUCUACUGUACGGGCAGCCCUCGCCUCCGCUACUGCUGCCGCUGCGCUGCUGCUGCUGCUGGUGGUGGUGGGGUGCUUCUUGUGAACGUGGAUGGUUUCGAGUAG